AUGGAAGAUGAUGAAUUUGGAUUUAUCAGGAUGAACAGUGAGCUUGUUUGCGUUAAACCAGGAGGAGACAUGAGAAAGCUCUUGAUUAACCAUUCUAGCUAAAGUAGCCAGGUCUUUAUAACGAAGAAAAAUAUUGGUGUCAUCAGCGAAGACAAUAAAUGAAAGAUAAUUUAAAGAAAGAAAAAGAUCAUUAAUGUAUAAGAGGAAAAAUAAAGGGCCAAGAACAGAACCUUGAGGGACCCCACACAUAACAGUAUUAUUAGAAGAAACAUGACCAUUGAACAUAACAUACUGUUGUCGGUUGUCUAAAUAGCUGGUGAGCCAAGCUAGUGGAAUACCACGGAUACCAUAAAAGUUUAAUUUUUCAAUAAGUAUCUGAUGAUUUACAGUAUCAAAUGCCUUCUUGAGGUCUAAGAAAAUUCCAAUAGUGUAUUAUAUUCAUUACUUUCAAAGCCUUCAUAUAUAUUGUUUACAAAUUCGAGGAUCGCCAUAGUUGUAGAAUGAUGUGGUCUGAAGCCAUAUUGAUGGUGACUAAGAAUGUCAAAUGUUUCAAGAAAUGCAGACAAUCUGAAGUAAAAGAGUUUUUCGAAGACCUUGGAAAGACAGGGGGGAAUAGAAAUAGGCCUGUAGUUAGAGGACAAGGACGAGUUAUCACAUUUGAAGAUGGGAAGGAUUUUGGCUGUUUUGAGCUUAUCUGGAAAAACACCGUGAGAAAAUGA
Molecule: messenger RNA, 719 nt
Organism: Porites lobata
Lineage: Eukaryota; Metazoa; Cnidaria; Anthozoa; Scleractinia; Poritidae
Source: the annotation of a GenBank genome assembly